Molecule: messenger RNA, 3003 nt
Organism: Babesia ovata
Lineage: Eukaryota; Apicomplexa; Aconoidasida; Piroplasmida; Babesiidae
Product: efflux ABC permease, putative
Exons: 1
Coding region: 1-3003 (1000 amino acids)
Source: RefSeq, a predicted model, not a curated record
AUGCUAAGACCAUCUGUGCUCACAUGGUUGUGCAUUGUAGCCUCAUUUUUGGAGGGAUACGCCCUGAGCUACGGGGUUGGACAACUUGUAUCCGUUGCAUUUUUGCGGAGCUGUAGCGGAAUUAUUGUUAACAAGAGCUGUUGUGAAGCCAUUGCAGAUGCCCAAUGCUUCUGCAAACAGAAGGCGGAUUAUUUUCAAUGCCAAGCGAGGUACGACACAUCCAAGGCCGAGAGCCCAUGUGGUGAACAAAAACCUGCCAGUACGGCAACAAAUCACAUAAUAUGGGUACUGCAGAACUGCAAUGCGAAUAAUACCGGAAAUUGUUUCCCUCUUAAAUGCAAAUGUAAGAAGGAUGGUGUUAGUAGCCCCGUCAAGGAGCCAAAGUUUUCAUGCACCAUGUGCAAAGAAGGCAAAAGCGAGACCUGCAAGACGAGUGAACUGGUACCAGUAGUAUGUACAAAGAAAGUUGUUACUGUCGAGAAAAAGGAUACUACGGCAGCCAAGGAAAAACAAAUUGAUGCUGGUAGUGGCGAUUCUACAGGCGGGAAAGGUGGUUCUACUAGUGAGAAAGCUGAUUCUCCUAAACCGGAACCGGGAAGCGCAAAUAAAGGUAGUUCGUCACCUUCUCAGCAGCAAAAUUCCACGCCCCAAUGUCCCAUGCCACAAGAAAAAGGUAAGGGGGGAUCACAGGGAACAGUACAAGCGGAAACUGAGAAAACUAAGGCUAAAGCAGACGCACAAGGGAAUGUUGGAGAGAAAGAGCAAGUGAAAGCUGAUCAAGGAGAACAGGAAUGCAAAGAUGGAGAGAAAGAUAAUGAAAAGGAAGAGGAAAGCAAAUGUUUUUGUAAGAAUGUGGUAGGUAUGGACUGUACAGAAACGUGUAAAGAUUGCAGCUGCGCAAAGAAAGAAAAGGAAAAAAAAGAAAAGACAAAGAAAAGAAAAGAAAAAGAAAAGGAAGGAAAGGAAGAAGGAGCAGGAAAAGAAAAAAAUGUUGUUAAUAAAAUGAGGUGCAUUGAAUGGAUAACUACGAACAAUGCACAACACUACCUGUUACGGAAUGCGCAAAGCUCAACAUGUGAUGAUUGUGAUCUGACAUUAUGGCUCGAAGGCGUGCCGGUGGGAAACAGAGGCGACAUGUGUUGCGUAUCCGUCGUAAAUGAGCCGCCGUUUACAUGCUGCUGGCAGAAGUGGAACCCCGAUGCCGAUAGGCUUUACAUAGGCUAUAUGGAUGCCAACUGCCCGCUCUGCUCCAUUGUCGAGGUACGACAAAUGGAUUUCGCAAAAGAAUUCUCUCACCAUCUAAAGGAGUCGUUUCCUCACCACUUCAAUAUUCGUAAUAUUAAAUUCGGAUCAUGCUGCCACUCUACGUUUUACUUGAAAUUGAGCUGCGAUAAAAGAGACAAGUAUCCACACCUCCAUCGACGAAAAUACAAUUUCAAAGAUCACCCGAUAUCGUACAUCUACUUCACUACAGCUGCAGUAAUGGAUGAAGAAUUGGAAAAACUGGCGGAGAAACGAGAACAGGCAAAAACCGCAUCAGCAGCUGCAAGUACAGGUUCCUCAGGUGUAUCCAGUAGCUCCGGUGUAAGUGGAAAGGGUGCACCCAGUGGCCCUCUAGGAGCAGGUGGAAAGGGCACAUUGGGCGGUGGUGGGCAAGCAGCAGCAGCGGCUGCUGCGCCAGUGCCACAAAAGCCUGGUCAAAGUCCAACUCAACCUAGUGACAGCGCACCACAACCCGCACCUGACCCUGCCAAAACGUGUGAUGAUAACGGAAAUCUUGUUCUGUCGCCGUCGACAGAAUUUCUGGUUGACCAAAAGUACAAAAAAUGCUGUUUCGGCGUUGCUACCAGGAUAUUCACCUAUUAUCGGUACGUAACAGAAAUGUUGGGGUGUCGCUACUGUGUUAAGGAGAAGUGUGAUGAAUCGAAUCGGCCAAUCCAUUGUGAUUGUACAGGUGGUAAAUGUUCUAUAGGUUGCUGCGUCAAAGUCCCAUUUACCGAUGAGAUUUCCACCCAAAAGGCGGCUAAUGAAUACAGAUACCUCUUAAUGGUUGGCUUCUGGGUCCUAUGCUUGUUUAUACACUACAUUCUAAUGCACCUGUUCCGGUUUUAUACCAGUCCAAGUAGUGUAGUGUACUGCGAUUUUGGCGUGCGUCUGGAAUCCAUCACCACAGGCGGCUGGAAGGACACUAUUACAGAGCAAUUGGCAGACCCGAACUCUGAGGUCUAUUCAGUCAAAUAUUAUGACACCGAGGAGGGCAUGGAAAGUAUAGUGAAUGCUAUGGAAUUGUUCAUACCCGGUAAGACUGACACUUUCGCGAAAUGGGUGAAGGCACAGGUGGCGACGGUUUUACCGGAAUAUGUGCAAGUGACCGAUAUGAGUAAAUUCUACACUGCUUGUGUGGCGAUGUGCCUAAAUGCAAUCGCACAGUGCUUCGAAAUCGUUACGCCAAUAAUUCGACGUCACCUACAGAGGUGGGAAAUGCGCUGGGAGAAGGAGUACGCAUGCUACAAGGAAUCACUCGUCAGCGCAAUAGGGAAAUCUGCCCAUAUGUCAAGGUUGGCACAGGUGAUGCGGUACGAAAUGGACUCUUUUAUGUACAACGCCGUGCCAGACCUACCAGAUUCUGUCUGGGCCACAUUGGUCAACGAAAUUAAAAUGUAUCAAUGGAUAGCGGAACAUGAACAGAAGCUACUGAGGAAACGGAGAUCCGGCGAUUACGACAGCCAGCUGACAAUUAAGCAGGUUUUCGACAGAGUGUGGAGGAAGCGCAUGAGGCUCAUUGAAAAGCUUGUGGAAGAGGGGAGGGUCGUCUUCCACUGGGAUGGACUCAUAAGUUCGUAUAAAGCGUUGCAGAAGUAUUACGCACGACGGGAUCUGGCCUUUGGCAUUACAGAAGAACCGCCUCUCGUCAUUGGUGACUCACCUGCCGACGACUUUCACCCUGUGGAUGCCACGCCACACACAGACGCCGCGACACCGUCGCAGGCAGAGGCGAAUUAA